Aspergillus luchuensis is the source of this 1584-nucleotide messenger RNA. Its product is annotated as cytochrome P450. The transcript is spliced from 2 exons. Bases 1 to 1584 code for a protein of 527 amino acids. The record is from RefSeq and is a predicted model, not a curated record. NCBI's taxonomy places the organism in Eukaryota, Fungi, Ascomycota, Eurotiomycetes, Eurotiales, Aspergillaceae. Gene Ontology annotation, molecular function: oxidoreductase activity, acting on paired donors, with incorporation or reduction of molecular oxygen; monooxygenase activity; iron ion binding.
AUGGCCCUCCUACUCACCCUUAUCCUCACCCUCAUCCUCUUCAUCAAACCCCUAGUCACAUACCUCACCACCAAAACCCUAACCAAAUACUACCCUCCUCUCAACCCACUCUCCAACCACACCACCCUCUCCUACAUCUACGAACACCGCCACCGUUUCCGCACCCAACGCCUCUACAACAAGCACCUCCACCACAACCAUCGCAUAAUCCGCCUCUCACCGACCUCCCUCUCCAUCGCCGACCCAAAAGCCAUCCCAGCCAUCUACGGCCACGGCACACCCUGCGUGAAAGACGACGUCUACGCACUCACGAAAGGAACCCACACCCACUUUAACAUGCUGAAUACCAUUUCUCGCGACGAUCACUCCCGCAAGCGGAGAAUGCUCGCGAAUGCCUUCUCCACGAAGAAUCUCCAACAAUGGGAGUAUAAGAUAGCUGAUAAGGUGGAGAGGUUGUUGGGUAAGCUGGAUGGGAUGUGUAUACCACCACCAUCAUCAUCAUCAUCAUCAUCAUCAUCAUCAUCAUCAUCGAAUGCGUUAAUAAAUGGGGACGGGGACGAGGUUGAUAUGAGAUAUUGGUUGAAUCUGUUCACUGUUGAUGCGAUUGCUGAUAUUGGAUUGAGUGUUAAGCUGGGGCUAUUGGAUAAGGGAUCGGAUGAGGUUGUAGUGGAUGGUGAGGUUGUUAGGUAUAUUGAGUGUUUGCAUCGGGGGAAUCGGGUCUCUUCGUGGGUUAUUGGGGCGAGUGGGUGGAUUGGGCUUUUGAGGGGAGUGUCUUGUGUUGUUUCGCCGUAUCUACGAGAGCAAUGGGAGUGUGGGAGGAGGUUUGGGAGGGUUGUGAGGGGUUUGGUGGAUCAGAGGUUGGGGGUUCAGGAGAGUGGGGAGAAGUUGAGUGAUUUUCUGGGGUGUUUGGUCGAGGAUAGGAGGGGGGUUGGAAGGGAGUUGGAGAGGGGCGAGAUUGAGGCUGAGGCGGGGCUUUUGUUGGAUGCAGGUUCCGAUACAACGGCUAUCGCCUUGACAAAUGUUAUGUACUAUCUUAUCAAGAAUCCACCAUCGCUGGAGAAGCUCAGGGAGGAGGUAUCCGGUGCUUUACUUGGUGAGGAAGUGGCACCAUAUGCUAAAGUCAGGAACCUACCGUACCUGAAAGCAUGCCUGGAAGAGUCGCUGCGCCUGUCACCGCCCGUGUCGAGAGGGUUGGAGAGGAAGACACCUCCCGAAGGCAUGUAUAUCCUGGGAGAGAGGAUCCCCGGGAAUGUCACCGUUAGUGUUCCUACCUACGCAAUUCAUCGUGAUCCGGAGAUCUUUCCAGACCCUGAAGCCUUCUGGCCUGAAAGGUGGCUGGAGGAUGAUGAAAAGGUCAAGCAGAUGCGGGCUGUUUUCAUACCCUUUAGUAGUGGCGCGCGGGCAUGUAUUGGACGGAAUAUUACGUUCAUCGAACAGCAGAUUCUGGUUUCUACGUUGGUUCAUCGCUAUGAGUUUGAGUUGCCGUCCAAGGGUUGGAUGCUGGAGUGGGAGGAGGCGUUUAAUUUGUGGCCGGGGCGGAUGCCGGUGAGAAUUUGGAGGAGGGAUGGAUAUGUUAUUCAUUAA